AUGUCUAACGUCUAUGAAGCAAUCAAAAGCCUUAAUUUCACAAUAGAGGAAAGAACUGCUCUACGCACCUUCUUCAUUAACAAUCCAGAAAAAAAAGCUGAAACGGAACUCAUCCUUCCUACCUGUAAUGAUGAAGAGGUAGUUGCUUUAUUGAAAGGUCUCCUAAAGCCUG
This is a messenger RNA of Ambispora leptoticha, 172 nucleotides long. NCBI's taxonomy places the organism in Eukaryota, Fungi, Glomeromycota, Glomeromycetes, Archaeosporales, Ambisporaceae. The record is from the annotation of a GenBank genome assembly.